Molecule: messenger RNA, 1180 nt
Organism: Erythranthe guttata (spotted monkey flower)
Lineage: Eukaryota; Viridiplantae; Streptophyta; Magnoliopsida; Lamiales; Phrymaceae
Cellular component (GO): mitochondrion
Source: RefSeq, a predicted model, not a curated record
UCCUCUCUCUCUCUCUCUCUCUCUCUCUCCGGUUGUUGCCGGGCACACUGAUGAGCGUUUGAGAAAAUCAUGGACCGUUGGAAUGGAGUUUUGAAGAUCCAGCUGCAUCCAAAUAGCAGCACGUUCUACAGAGUUGCAGCAUCACUUGGCCUCUCGUCUCCCAAAAAUCUUGCAGUACCGUUUGGAAAUGCAAUAUUAUUCACCGGUGAUCGUGUGGAAGGGACUGGAAAUCCAGUGAUCGAGAGGUUAUCCGAUCCGCAAACGAUUGCCGAAAUCUUAGUUUCAAAAUUUGGGGGAUCCGUUAAUGCUUUUGUCGUUGAGGCAUCGGAAUUCAACGGUUCUUUUGCUGUUUAUAAGGAUUUUAUCCCGACUGUGAAUGAGUACGGAGAACCAAAGUCUUAUGAUGCAACUGGAUUUCCAGCUUCUACAUCACUUGUCCUGCUCUUGUCAAGGUUUCUUGCAGAGGCAAAAAACAUCAUUUUGGGGAAACAAAAAGAGGCGUACCUAUAUGAAGCUUCUCCAUCAUCAUUCUCGUGCAAACCUAAAACAGCACUUCUCGGAUUUAGUAAAGGCGGUACUGUACUCAAUCAGCUCAUAACCGAGUUUGCCUUUUCGGAAAUCCAAUCAACACAAAUCCCGUCUCAAUUAAUCAAGAAAGAAGAUGACUCGUUUAUACCCACCUCAAAAGAGGGCCUCUUCGAAAGCAUAUCCGAAAUUCACUAUGUGGAUGUGGGCUUAAAUGUCGAAGGAGCUUAUCUCACAGAUAAAGAUGCCAUCGACAGAAUAUCUGCUAGAAUCUCUCAAAGGGAAUCUGGAAUAUUCCGGUUCCUCUUUCACGGAACGCCUAGGCAAUGGCGUGACGAGAGGCGAAUAUGGAUUCGUAAGGAAAAGGACACACUCGUUCGUCUUCUCAAGAAAACUGCUCACACGAAUAUGGGGAAAUUACAUCUAUGUGAGAGAUUGUACUUUCCACGUAAAAAUCCUGAUCUGCAGAUGCAUUUCGAAAUAAUCGAUGUUAUGGAUGUUAGUUAAUCGUAAUAGUUAAUAGUUUUCAAUGCAAGUGUGUCAUUUCUAAUGUGGUGUUUGACGAGGUUUCUGUUUUGGUUCGAUUGUUUGUCUGAUGAUAAACAACCGCAUUCCCAGAAUUGGCCGUGUAUAAAUAAAUUUCAGGGUUUCCCUA